UGCUUUCAAUAUGUCCUGUCGUAGGCAGACAAAAGCUCCAUUUACAUUGUAAAGAUACCAUUUUGUAAGAGUCAAGUACUCAGUCAUCAUCCAUGAUUUCAGUUGAAUUUGCCAUAAGAACUUUUGUGCUUUCAUAUCCUUCAGAGGCUAUGGAUGCAUUUCCAUAAUCAUCAUCACUAUUUGAUCAUUUCUUUCCUUUCCAAUCUAGGUAUUCGUUCUUGAAAUGCCCCUCUUUCUUGCAUAUGAAACACUUCAUUUUAGACUUGUCCUUUUCUUUAUUCUUGAACUUAUUCUUCUGUUUUUGAUUCUUCUUCUCUGCCUUGGCCUUGAAAAACAAUCCCUCGCCACUGUUUUCUUAUUUCCCAUCUGACUUCCUCUUCAAUUCUUUAGAGAUUAGUGCAGUCUGUACUUCUUCUAAUGACAAAGAAUUUCUACCAUAAAGGAGUGUAUCACACAAAUUUUCAAGAGAGCUUGGUAAUGAAUUUAUCAACAAUAGGGUCUGAUCCUCAUCGUCUAAUUUUACAUCAAUAGUUUCAAGAUCUAAAACAAUCUUAUUAAACCCAUCCAUAUGAUCUUCAAUUGACCUCCUAGGUUGCAUCUUGAAAGUAUAUAUCUUUUGUUUUAAGUAUAAACGAUUCCCUAAUGAUUUUGUCAUGUCUAAAGAUUCUAACUUGAGCCAAAUACCUGUUGCAGAGGUCUUCUUUGACACUUACCUCAGAACCUUGUCUCCAAGACUCAAGAUUAAAGCACUAUGAGUCUUGUUCAUGAUAUCCUUCUUCUCUUUUUCUGGAAUUGUGGAUGUCAUGUCUUUCUCUCCUCCCAGUGCUUCUGCCAAACCUUGAUGAACCAGCAACGCUUUCAUCUUGAGACGCCAUAACCAAAAAUCAUUCUUCCCGUCGAAUUUCUCAAGUACAUACAUGUCAUUUUUCCUUUGAAUCAAAUACACCCGUGCUCUUGAUACCAGUUGUUGUUAAAAAUGGAAAUCAAUCAGUCAAUAAUCCAAGAAUGUUCUUGGUUUCUGUAAAACGGAGAUUGAUCAGAUUGAGGUUAAUGUGAAAUAUACCGAGAUGAGGGUGACCUAUUCACAUAUCCUUUAUUGUAUCAACAACUUGUGGGUAGUCUUAAUUAUUUGAUAAUUAACCAACCUGACAUAUCAUUUGUUGUUCAACAAGUCAGUUCAUGCACUCUCCUCGCCACCUUCACUUGGAAACAGUUUGUCGCAUACUUCGCUACUUGCUAGGUACCUCUCAACAAGGUUUCUUCUUUUCCAUUGGCACAAUUUCCAAAUUGAUUGCCUAUAGUGAUGUUAAUUGGGUUGUGUGUCUCGACACUCAGCGAGUUGUCACCGGGUGCAUGUUUCUCGAUUCUUCAUUGAUAUCAUGGGAAACUAAAAAACAAAAAAGAGUCUUUAAAUCAUCUACGGAAUCAGAAUAUCAUGUCAUGUCUACUAUUUGUUCUGAGAUGAUUUGGCUUCGUGGUCUUUUGGCAGAACUUGGAUUCUCUCAAACAAAGUCGACGUCUCUCUAUGCUGACAAUACAAGUGCUAUUCAAAUUGUUGCAAAUCAUGAUUUUCAUGAACGCACCAAACAUAUUGAAAGAUUGUCACUCUAUCCGUGAGGCCUAUGAUAAUCAGAUUAUAUCCAUCUCUCACAUCAAUACUCAGUUUCAAGUUGCAGACAUUCUUACUAAAGUUAUUCCUCGCCCGCGCCAUUAGUUUCUAGUUAGCAAAUUGAUACUCCUUGACCAACCGCAUCAAUUUGAGGGGAGAUGUGAAUCAGGAAAUAAUAUUAAUGAAAACGCUGUUUCAUUUUUAAAAGGAAUAAAAAUAAAAUAAAACUAAAAACCCUAUUCUUCUCAUUCAUUCUCCAAUCCCUUGUGAAACCUAAAAAAAAUUCACUCUCAACCAUAUCGUCCUCCAUUUUUGUUCUCGUUCUCCGUCCUCCUUUAUCUUGUUCUUUGUUUUUCGUUUUCGACGUCGUCAUCCUCCAUCUCAUUCUCCAUCACCAUUUUUGACGUUAUUCUCAACCUCACUCUUGUUUUCGAGCUCAGCAUCGUUGUGAAAGGUACAAAGAAGCGGAUUGAAAGAAAGAAAAAAGUUAUGAAGUCUAACUCCUUGCACUAACGGUACAUAUUCCAUUCAGAUCUGCAAGGUUGCCUUUGUGUCCAUUUGUAGAAGCAGUUGUUGUUCUACCAGAAGGAUGUUAUGGGCAUGGAUCGAUAAUUACACUUAUUUAUCCUGAGAUUUGACGGUUGAAGUCGUACCUGCUAUUUUGAGAGUUGUUGGAGAACAGACAUAGCCGAUUCUCCAUAGAGUGAGUUGACGACGAUCAUUGUCAUAUAUUUUAUAAUGAUAUGAUUAUUAUUUUACUUGUUUUCUAUAUUAAAGUAUUUAUUGAAAAUUUGGGGAACAUUGAAAUUUAUCUCGAUUUCGUCAAUUAUUUAAUUUAAUAAUCGUUGUUAUAUAAUAUGUUAUUAGUUUGAUUUAGGUAUGAGUUAAAGUAUUUAAAUAUUGAAUUGUUAUGGGAUUAUCAUACGCGUUUUUAUUUUUAUUUGUCCUUCUAAUUUUCAAAUCACUAGGAUCAAAUUAAAAGGCUACAAAAAAUAAUGUAAAUCACUACCACAUGGAAAAAGUAAUAAUACUCUGAAAAAAUUAUUAUGUUGAACAUGUACUUCUGCAAAACUUCAUGCAUCAAUUAGUUUUCCACUUGUUAAUGAAACAGAUAAUUGCAACAAACAAAAUGGUAGUAUAAACUAAUAGGUGUCUAGUUGGGGAUGCUGCAGAAACAUAGCAACCAAGAAGUAACCAACCAAUAUAACAGAAGCUGAACAUCAAGACUUCCCUUGCUUUAAAUAUGUCCUGUCGUAGGCAGACAAAAGCUCCAUUUACGAUGCAUGCAUAAUGCAUUGCUAAGUAUUAUAUUGUAAAGAUGUCAUUUGGUAAGAGUCCAUGUGAUUCCCAAAAAAAAAAUUGAGAGAUGAGUUGGAAGCUAGCAGCAUGGUGAGCAUUUCCAUAUAAUGGGUGAGGUAGCUGAGAUCGAAAUCGUUAUGAUAUAAUUGCAUGCAAAUUAGGUGACAUUUGAGGAACAAAAAUAUUCUUCUUGUCUCUCUUAAUUGGCUACUUUGUUUGCUAUAUAUGAAAUGAAAAAAGCCAACCACUAAAACUCAAGUUUUGAAACAAACUCUUUAUACCUUCUGUUCUCUAAGAAGAAGAAAUGGCAGUCAUUGAAACAAACCCAAAGAGCUCUCUGCAUCUUCGUAGCAACAGUUUGCCCUCUACAUCUCACCCUCUUAUAUCACAAUUGGAGGACAAUUUGCAAAGGUUGAAGAGUUCUGAAGGGACCUCUUCAGUGUCAUCAUCUUUGGUAUGCAACAAACUUAAUGGCAUGCAGGAUUUGCAUGACUGCGUUGAUAAGUUGCUUCAAUUGCCAAUUGAACAACAAUACUUAGCACAAGAGUGCAAUGAAAAAUGGGUUGAUAACCUACUAGAAGGAUCUCUUAGGCUCUUGGAUAUCUGUUCUACAGCUAAGGAUAGCCUAUUACUAUCAAAGGAAAAUAUGCAUGAACUACAGUCAGUCAUCAGAAGAAGGAGAGGAGGUGAAACUGGAUUCACAGUUGAGGGUGUAAAGUAUUUGGCUUUGAGGAAGAACAUGAAGAAGCAAAUCCGAAAGGCGUUGAUAAUUUUGAAAGCAAUAAAGAAUGAGUUAAUGUCUUUUUCUUCAAAAAAAGACAAUAACUUUUCACCUAUGAUUGGAUUCUUGAAAGAAGCAGAAGCAGUCACCCUUUGCUCACUAGAACAUUUGUUGCUAUUUAUUUCUGAUCCAAAAGGACAAUCAAAGCACAGAAGAUGGUCAGCAAUAUACAAGUUGAUGCAGACUAAAAGGGCAAUUUGUGACUCACAUGAAUCAGACAUAAAUGAAUUUGAGAAGGUGGAUGCCGCUUUGCAGUCCCUCAUCAGUCACAAGUCUUCAUCUACUGAAAAUUUUCAAAGUGAUUUGGAAAAUUUGGAGAUGUGCAUUCAAGAUCUAGAAGUAGGAGUUGAGCACAUCUCAAGAAAAUUAAUCAGAAAUAGAGUUUCCCUUCUUAACAUCUUCAACCACUAGUCAUAUUGUCUAUAUGAUUUUUGUGCACUCAAUUUUCCCCCAUGAGUGUUGCAUUACUGUACAUGAUUGUGAUUAUAUCUUAUUUUUGAUACUGAAUAUUAUUUAGGGAUCAAACCCUUAUUAUUUUAACAUCUA
Cicer arietinum (chickpea) is the source of this 4235-nucleotide messenger RNA. Lineage: Eukaryota; Viridiplantae; Streptophyta; Magnoliopsida; Fabales; Fabaceae. The record is from RefSeq and is a predicted model, not a curated record.